Chara braunii is the source of this 1056-nucleotide messenger RNA. The record is from the annotation of a GenBank genome assembly. Lineage: Eukaryota; Viridiplantae; Streptophyta; Charophyceae; Charales; Characeae.
AGAGAGAGAGAGAGAGAGAGAGAGAGAGAGAGAGAGAGAGAGAGAGGAGGAGGAGGAGGAGGAGAAGCAGGAGGAGCGGGAGGAGCAGGAGAAGGAGCGGGAGGAGCAGGAGAAGGAGCGGGAGGAGGAACAAGGGGAAGAGCAGGAGAAGCAGUGGGAGAAGGAGGAGCAGGAGGAGCGGGAGGAGCAGCAGGAGGGGGAGCGGGAGAAGGAGUGGGAGGAGGAACAAGGGGAAGAGCAGGAGAAGCAGUGGGAGAAGGAGGAGCAGGAGGAGCGGGAGGAGCAGCAGGAGGGGGAGCGGGAGACGGAGAGGGAGGAGCAGGAGGAGGAGCGGGAGGAGGAGCGGGAGGAGGAGCGGGAGGAGCAGCAGCGGGAGGAGGAACGGGGGGAAGAGCGGGAGAAGCAGCGGGAGGACGAGCAGGAGGAGAAGCAGGAGGGGGAGGGAGAGAAGGAGAGGGAGGAGGAGCCGGAGGAGGAGCGGGAGGAGGAGUGGGAGUGGGAGGAGGAGCGGGAGAAGGAGGGGGAGGAGGACGAAGUUGGAGCGGGAGGAGCGGGAGGAGCGGGAGGAGGACGGAGUUGGAGCGGGAGGAGCGGGAGGAGGACGAAGUUGUCGUGGAGGAGGAGCGGGAGGAGCAGCGGGAGAAGGAGCUGGAGGAGGAGCGGGAGGGGGAGCGGGAGAGGGAGCGGGAGGAGGAGCGGGAGGAGGAGCGGGAGGAGGAGCGGGAAGAGGAGCGGGAGGAGGAGCGGGAGGAGGAGAGGGAGGAGGAGCGGGAGAAGGAGCGGGAGCGGGGCUAUGGCGGGAUCUUUGUCACAUUGUUUGGCGGAGGACGAGCGGGAGGAGGAGCGGGACGAGCAGGAGAAAGAGCGGGAGAAGGAGCGGGAGGAGCGGGAGAAGGAGUGGGAGGAGUGGGAGAAGGAGCGGGAGGACGAGGAGCGGGAGGAGGAGUGUAUACACAUCUAGAUACUGGUACAAAUGCUGCCUGAUAGUACACUAAAAAAUGAAAAGGAAAGCAUCAUACUCUGAUCCAUGCUUCUUGCUCUGGUUAACGCCCUUGU